Molecule: messenger RNA, 4557 nt
Organism: Gopherus flavomarginatus (Mexican gopher tortoise)
Lineage: Eukaryota; Metazoa; Chordata; Testudines; Testudinidae
Gene: SLITRK6
Product: SLIT and NTRK like family member 6
Exons: 2
Coding region: 495-3017 (840 amino acids)
Biological process (GO): regulation of presynapse assembly; positive regulation of synapse assembly; axonogenesis
Cellular component (GO): membrane
Molecular function (GO): protein binding
Source: RefSeq, a predicted model, not a curated record
CUGAGGUAACAAGAAAGACUAGAAAGAAGAGAGAGAACACAGAAGCAGAAGCAGCUUGGAUCUAAAAAUCUAACAAACCAAGAGGGAUCAGUUUAAGCUCUGCUGAACAUCGUGUUUAUUUACUGCACCCAAAAGCUUGCAAAUGGUUAACUAUAUGCAGAAAAGUCAGCAUAGAUGGGAAGUAUGCUGUGAAUUUUAAUUGAGGAAAAGGGACAACUGCUUUCAGCAUGGUCUAGAGUGCACUCUGCCUGAGAGAUUUAAUAUAUUAUUAUUAUUAUUAUUCCAGUGAAAUGCUCUAUACUUUGUUUUCUGACAUGGAGUUUUAACUUAAGGCAGCUGGAGCUGUAAAAGAGCUUGCAGCAAAGUGAGAAUUUGGAAGAAAGUUUGCAUUUUUUUUUAAAAGAGAACCUGAAUUGCAUUUGAACAUCUACUCAAAUUGUGCAUUAUUGAUCGUGUCAGGGAGUGUUGCCUCUGUACAGGACCUACUGGCAACAAUGAAGCUCUGGAUUUUUAUGUUAUGGUCAGUUGUGGUUGCCUCGGAUUUACUACAAUCUCAGCCUUCUUUGUCUUCAGCGAGAGGAUCUUGUGAGAAUCUGUGCUCUUGUGAAGAAAAGGAUGAUAUCUUGAUUAUAAACUGUGAAGAAAGAGGUAUCAAAAUGUUAUCACAAAUAAAUGUCCCACCAUCACAGCCUUUCCAUCUUAACCUGCUGAACAAUGGCUUGACCAUGUUACAUAUGAAUGAUUUUGCUGGCCUCAUCAAUGCUAUCUCACUACAUGUUGGAUUCAAUAAUAUUGCAGAUAUUGAGCCUGGAGCUUUUAAUGGUCUCGGUCUUCUUAAGCAACUUCAUAUCAAUCACAAUUCAUUAGAAAUACUUAAAGAGGAUACUUUUCAGGGACUGGAAAAUCUGGAGUUUCUUCAAGCAGACAACAAUUUCAUCACCGUGAUUGAAGCAAGUGCCUUUAGCAAACUCAACAGACUUAAAGUGCUUAUUUUAAAUGACAAUGCCAUUGAGUUUCUCCCUCCUAACAUAUUUCGCUUUGUGCCGUUGACUCACUUAGAUCUUCGUGGAAACCAGUUACAGACACUGCCAUAUGUUGGCUUCUUAGAGCAUAUUGGCCGAAUACUGGACCUUCAGCUGGAAGACAACAAAUGGGCCUGUAACUGUGACUUACUGCAGCUGAAGAUAUGGCUUGAAAACAUGCCUCCCCAGUCUAUAAUAGGUGAUGUUGUGUGCAACAGCCCUCCAGUUAUCAAAGGCAGCAUCCUUAGAAGAUUAAAAAAAGAAUUGCUCUGUCCCACUCACCCUAUAAAUGAACUUGAAGAUCCUUCUGGGUCCUUGCCCUUGGUAGUAACCACCUCUAUAAGUGAUAGUCACCUACCAGCCAACGUGAUCCCUGUCCUGAAAGCUCCUACCAAGGAACCAGGUUUAGUGCUUCAUGUCACAAAGCCAGCUACUCAGCUUCCAGGAAUAUACUGUCCUGUACCCUGUCACUGCACCAGCCAUAUCCUGUCAGGGGUUCUAAUUCACUGCCAGGAGCGAAAUAUCGAAAGCUUGUCUGAUUUAGGUCCCCCUCCUCCAAACCCUAGAAAGCUUAUUCUAGCUGGAAAUAUUAUUCAAACAUUGCUGAAAUCAGAUCUGGUGGACUAUGCUAGCCUGGAAAUGCUUCACUUGGGAAACAAUCGUAUUGAAAUCCUUGAAGAAGGAUCAUUUAUGAAUCUAACGAGAUUGCAGAAGCUAUAUCUAAAUGGCAAUCAUCUUACAAAGUUAAGUCAGAGUCUCUUCCUUGGUCUUCAGCACCUUGAGUAUUUGUAUCUUGAAUACAAUGCUAUCAAGGAAGUUUUGCCAGGGACAUUUAACAUGAUGCCAAAACUUAAGGUGUUAUAUUUAAACAACAACCUUCUUCAAACUUUACCACCCUAUGUUUUCUCAGGGGUGCCACUAGCCAGGCUAAACCUCAAAACAAACCAGUUUACCCAUUUGCCUGUGAGUACUGUCUUGGAUAAACUGGAUUUGUUGGUACAAAUUGAACUGGAGGACAACCCUUGGGACUGUACUUGUGAUUCAGUUGGGCUGCAGCAGUGGAUACAAAAGUUGAGUAAGAACAUCAUGAUGGGUGACAUUUUCUGUAAAUCCCCAGGGCACCUAGCAAAAAAAGAAUUGAAAUCUCUGAACAGUGAAGUCUUAUGCCCAGGACUAAUAAAUAGCCCAGCCCUGCCAACCCACGCUAGCUUUAUAGUUGUGACAACUUCUUCUACAACAACCAAUACUGCGGACACUAUCCUUCGAUCACUUACAGAUGCUGUCCCACUUUCUGUUUUAAUCUUAGGGCUCCUAAUUGUGUUUAUUACGAUUGUAUUUUGUGCAGCAGGAAUAGUUGUCCUUGUUCUGCAUCGGCGGAGAAGACACAAAAAGAAACAGGCAGAUGAACACAUGAGGGACAGUAGCCCAGUUCAUCUCCAGUACAGCAUGUAUGGUCACAAAACAACACACCACACAACUGAGCGUCCAGCACCAACCCUCUAUGAGCAACGCAUGAUCAGCCCCAUAGUUCAAGUUUAUCGAAGUCCAUCCUUCAGCCCCAAACAGACAGAACAACAGGAGGAGGGAAAUGAAAAGGAUGUGAAUGACUCCAAACAUCUCCGCAGAAGUCUUCUGGAAAGAGAGAACAAUUCUCCUCUCACAGGUUCAAAUGUCAAAUACAAAUGUACAGACCAAUCAGCUGAAUUUCUGACCUUUCAGGAUGCCAGCUCCUUAUACAGAAACAUUCUUGAGAAAGAACGAGAACUCCAGCAGCUAGGGAUCACUGAGUAUCUAAGGAAAAAUAUUGUCCAGCUCCAGCCUGACAUGGAAGUACAUAAUCCUGGAACACAUGAGGAGCUGAAGUUAAUGGAGACACUAAUGUACUCCAGACCAAGAAAGGUUUUGCUUGAGCAGACUAAAAAUGAAUAUUUUGAGCUCAAAGCUAACUUACAUUCUGAGCCUGACUACCUGGAAGUCCUGGAACAGCAAACAUAAAAUGACGGUACUUUGGACAGGGACAGAAAAUCUGUAAUUCUAUAUUAAGUCAGAAAAUUGUAAAUAAAAGUGCCUUAUAAUAAUGUAUCAUCCAUCAGGACAAAAGCACAGCAGUAAUCCUAACAAAAAACUCAGGGAUCACUGUGGGAAGCCAUGCGGAAGUUUGCAGGCAAUAUGUCUUACCCCAAUUGAAACAUGAUCUCUGUGUGAUUGAACUGUGAGAGGAAGACUGCUAUAUUCUUUUUUUUUUUUUUUUGGAGCGAGGGGUGGUAAAAGGUCUGUAUGGCACUCCCCAUUCUGUACCUAACCUAGGAUAAAACUUUUACGUAAUUUGUACUUUCUUUUCUCUCAAUUUAAUUGGACUACAUUUUUAAGUAGAGUUUAAGUAUAGUUAUAAAGGUUAAUAUGUAUUGGUUAGGUAUUAGUACAUGCACUACAUAUGUGAACAUUGUCUACAACUGCACUUACCAUACCCUUAUAAUAAAUACAAAAGGAAAUGAAGCUUUGUCAUAUUGAAUGUCAGUUAAAAAGAACAGAAGAUAUGUCAUUGUAUAGGCAUCCAGUGCCUGCAAACAUUUAGGUAUCUUUUAUGUGGGACUUCAUUUAUCACAUUGUUACAGUAUGUGGAUGGAAAAUAUAUGUAUAAAUAUAAUUACCAGCAAUUUAAGAGACAUCAACAAAGCUUUCUAGUACUUUCCCUAUCUGACAGUUUUACUCAAAUUUGGACAAUCUUCUCUUGUUCUGCUGCUAUAAAAUGUUGUGCAUCACUGGUGCUUCAACUCAUAAGCCAGGGCAAUUCUGAAAGCUACUGAGAAUCAACUGUAAAUACAUUAGUGCACCUAAUGAGUUUGAUUUCUUUUAUUUGACUGGCUCCUGUGGUGGCUUUGAAUAUUCCUGGCAGAAAUACAGAAAUAAGUACACUAUGGCCAGUAACUUCCAGAUAUAGGGGAAAAAAGAAUAUUUUGUUGUUGUUUGUAUCAAUUCUGUACAUUUUGCCACACAUUAACAGGAAAAAGGCACUUCUCUUGUUAAGAGGUAAAAGUGGCUUAGAGCGUGGAGCCCUGCAGCUUUAUUUUACAACAAAGUCUGGUUAGAUUUAUAUUAACUAUUUAUUCUGUACAGUUUUGUAUUCUUUUUCAAUUCACAACAAGGAAUAAUUCGUGGGUGCCUUUCAAGCAAAUAUAAACAAAAAUGGAAAUAAAGCUUUUUUUUUUAAAAUGUCAUUUUCUUAAAAGUCACUUUUUAGAAAAGAGCAAGGCAGCAAGACCUGCAUGCACAAGUUUAGAUCUGUUCAGGAGUCAAACACGAAGCUUCUCUCUGUUAUCAUGUAGACAGAAGCAUCUUGUUCACUUUGCAAUAAGGCCAUUCAGUUUCUGUGCACGACUGACACUCUGCCAAAUUGAAAAUCUGACUUGCAUUUCUCCUCCUUUUUAAACAAACCUUUUGUAAAUCAACUACACAUGAAUAUUUUUUUUCUGAUUUCCAACUGUACAGCUAUUGAAAGGCUGAAUCAAUUAAAAGAUUUCUAAAUAUAUAGAUU